Molecule: messenger RNA, 8187 nt
Organism: Folsomia candida
Lineage: Eukaryota; Metazoa; Arthropoda; Collembola; Entomobryomorpha; Isotomidae
Product: toll-like receptor Tollo
Exons: 14
Coding region: 2988-7538 (1516 amino acids)
Biological process (GO): signal transduction
Cellular component (GO): extracellular matrix
Molecular function (GO): protein binding
Source: RefSeq, a predicted model, not a curated record
UAGAGUUGGGAGGCACACACGCAUCUACUUUUUUGAUCCCGUGGUCUGGUAAAUAAAGAGUUGAUGCUGCUGCUCUUCUUUAUAUCAAACCGUAAUCAAACCCUGGCUCCAUCCGUAAGAAGACACAAAGCAGAAGGUUAGGUGGGAGUACUUUGUAAUUGAAUUCAAACACGAAACUCAAGAAUUCAGCUUCCUUCCUUCAAGAGACAUAAUAAUCGGUACGUAUACAAGGUGUCUGCUUGUUAUACACUACAUAUUUAAUAACAGGGAGCUUUUGCACGAGGAGGGGAAAAGUUAAUUGAGAAUCAGCUGAAAAAAGAAUAAUAUUUAAAAGUUUAGAAAAACUCUCGUGUAAACUAGCGUGUAAAACAAAGAAACAUAUUUUUCAAGUGGUGUGUACUAAAUUCAGUACACGGAACGGAGAACCGGUGAAUCAUUUACCUUACUGACUGUUGUAGUGACGCUUUUUAUCUGUGUAUCGACAUUAAAGCAAAUGUGUGUGCAAUUGUUACAUAAGAAAAUUGUGCGUUGGACGAGUUGUUUUGUUGCAAAAACUAUAUAAAAAGAAAGAAAGAGAGGAUACCGCAACAAUUCAAGUAUCGGAAAUCAUAGAGCGAAAGAGAAGUAAUAAAUUUUAGUAAAUUGCAUUGAAACCAAAGUGUGUAUGUAGGAACAGUAAACAUUUCUGUGUGUGUGUGUGUAAAUGCGAACAGGAAGCAGUUACUCAAAUUUGAAACUAAUAAUUACAUCUUAAUGGUCAGCCUUGUGGUUUAGUAGUUGGGUUAACCAUUUAAAUAUUCAAAUAAACGUGGUUUUUAUCAUCAAUAAGACAGUGAGAGAGAACCAACUCGUGUUUAGUGUAAAAUUUAUGUACGUAUUUAAUACAUAAAUGAGAGCACUGAAUAAUAUUGUAGAACUGGAAAAGACACGACACAGAAGCUUAUACAUAAGCCAUUCAGCCAACAUUUAUUAGAUUACAGGAUUACCGACGGACAUAGCAGAUUGGAAUUUGAGAUUUCUUCUCUCCCUUAUUACUCAGCACGAAUAUCUAGAUUCUUGAUCUGGUCAAGUCGUUCGUCCAAGAUUUAAAAAAUUAAAACAAGACUAUAACAGAGUUUUUAAGUAAGUGAGAAAAUUCACUUUGAAGCAAAAAGUUGAAAUAAUUGCUACAUUCACUCGCCCGUCCCGUCCUGCAGGCUGACCCUUUUCAUCGUUUUUAUCAAGCGACGAAAGACAACAGAUAAGUGAUAAGCGACGAGCAAAAGCUGACCCGAUAACUCAUCGCUCUAAAGAAAGAAAGACAAGUCUAGAUCACGAAGACGAACUCCUCCGUGGUGGUGAGCAGUCAUUCAGAUUCUGAGAGAGAAGCAGUCCAAGCGUCCACCUUUCUUGACGUAAUAAAAGGUAGUAGUACUGCACCAUACCACACAGCUCUUCUCUCUUUUAGUUUUACACACAAGUAAUAAGUAAGUAAGAUUCUUACUUACGGUCAGAAGAAGAAGGACCCACCGACCGACCGACGGACCAGUAUUACCAACUCCCUGAAGCUGCUAAACCAACAAAGUGUAUAACGUAAAGACGACGAGAGGAGCUAUUUAGAAUUUUACCCUCCGUAUUAUACACAACGCCACAGAACAGAACUUGUAUGUCCGUACUGCUUCAUGAGUUGAUUCCUCAUUCGUUUCGAGUAAGGCUGUUGGUUGGUAAAAUACGUAACUUACGACCAUCUCCCACCACCACCGACCGACUAAAAAGGGAGAAAGGAAAAGAGACCUCGACUGCUGGUAAUCCAGUGGAAUCCGGCAGACUGGAAGUACAAGUUGGACGGGAAGGACGCGUCCGCAUUCGAGCUCCUCCGCAGAGCUGUAAAACAUUUUAAAGAGGGGAGAAAAGACCUUCUUCCCACUUUGUACUGACUGAGAGAAUAACAUUUUAAGCUGGUUAAUACCAACCCAUAACAUAAUACCGCAUCGUGUGGUUUUAGUCAGUUGUAAUCUUACGGCCAAAGAAGAAGUGAACACAACACAAAAGUGAACAACAACAGAGAGUUUCUCGAAAAGUGCAGGUGUUUGGAAUUGGACUUAAUCUUAACUUCCAAAGUUCCUGUGUUCUUUUCCCCAAAUUUUUGGUUGGCCUUUUCGUAUUUUUGUGUUGUCAUCCUUUUCUCAACAAAAAGAGAAACAACGACGAGGUCGUCGCAUGGAGUAAAACGCACUUACUGGACACUUAAGACUUUGGAGGACUGCUUAAUGAAUAGUUUCAUAUUUUGCACACAUCAUCACUAAGAAAAGGACUAAUGGUCUAAAUCCACUCCUACUUGGGCAGUAGUGGAAGGCCACAUAAAACUGGGGCAAAGAAAUACUUGCUGGGGAAAGUUUUCUGAUAGCAGUGAAAAUUAACUCGAUUACGAUGAAACAUUUUUCCUGGGGCAGAUUGCGAUUUGAUUAAAAUCAUAAAUUAUUCCCAAGUCAAGAAUAGUGAUUAAGAAGCAAUUUGGACUUUUUGAAAGUUUCAUUUGGUUUCUUGGUGUGUGUGUGUGCCGUCGUCAUCCACCCACCGAUAAUCAAUAAUUCGCCAAGUUUUAUAAGUAUAUAAGUGUUUGUGAGAAGGAGGAGGCGAUACCCGGAAAAGUUUACUUUGCGCGUUUUUUUUUCACUCAUUUUAUUAAAAGUAACACUCAACCACCACAAAGUGAAUGAGUUAGUGGAAAUGUGAUCCUGAAUUGGUGUCGCAAAAACAAGAGAGAGCCAAGCAAGAAAAGCAUGGGGAGGCAUCAAAGAAACUUGCAAGAAGAAGGACGAGUUCUAUUACAAAGUGCCACCACAAGACCGCGACGACUAAUACCACUUCUCCAUCGACAAAGCACAACUGGGCAGGAUGAAACUACUACCCGGGUAGUCGUACCAGUGGAAGAAGAAACUCAAUAAUCUGCAAAACCACUGACAACAUUUCUCCAGAAUUUUAUCUCAACCUUUUUCUUCUUCACAAUGGGAAGAAAAGAGCUCCCCAGUAGCAGCACUACGACACCAAUAAUGUUGACUCCAAUUCCGACGUUUCGCCUCAUAGAUUCCCCCGAAAAGGAGCGCAGUAGAAGAAGAAAACCGCAAAUGUCAUUCCAGCAGAGAAAUCUAAAUCAUGUGUUCACAUUUCCCCUAUUAAUCCCCGUAGUGGUGGCUACCCUGCUCCUAUUUAUAAUCCGCCCUGGGAGUGGGUUACACCCACCGCAAUGCCAGUGGGACCUGUAUCAAGACAUUGAACGAUUAAAAUGUAAUGUGGAUCCGGGAAACACCUUGAUCGUGGAGGAAGAGGUGCACGGGGCCGGACCCGAGCAUGCAAAAUCCCUCUGGGUCCAAUGUAGUGAUAAUGUUCAUACGACGAGUGGUAGCGUAGAUAAUAAACAGUUGGGAGGAGGGGACGACGGAGAGGAAGAGCUGCAAGUCGACAGCUAUUUUGGGAGUGAAAAGACUUCGCUAAAAGUGGCAGGCGGGGACACUGGUGGGGGAUUUGUCCUCUCCCAUGGGGUAUUCAUGGCUGUUCCAAACCUGCGUGAUUUGCGCCUAGAAAAUUGUCGCAUUGCUGGCAUCACGCCUGGCGCCUUGGGGUACCUCCCAUAUUUGCAAAAUUUUACACUCCGUGCUCACACUAGUCAUUCUCCGUGGUCAUCAUCAUCUCAUGUGCGAUCAUCCUCUCCAGCCAUGUUAGAGAUCAAGCCUGGCGUACUCCGAGGACUUCCAGAACUUCGUCACCUCGACUUAUCCACUACUAGUCUGAGCUCGCUACCAAACGACUUUCUCUGCUUUCUCCCUUCCCUUAAUUACCUCAAUCUCACGGGCUCCGGGCUACGAGAUUUUCGCUCUAUCGGAAUACAAAUACAAGAUCCUACGAAUCCUCAUAAUUGUGCGAAUCAAAUGCGAAUUCUAGACCUUUCAAAUAACCACUUCAACCUCCUUCCGCCCGCCACUUUCUCCACUGUUAGUCGACUGGAGGAGCUCAGAAUUGAUGGAAACUCCAUCACUAGUGCGUCCGAGAGAGCCCUACUGGGUUUGAACCAUUUAAAAAUAUUUUCCGCAGCGGGGAAUCAACUGUCCUCCCUUCAGCCAGAGUUUUUCAAAGACAAUCGUCAACUGCAAGAAAUAUAUUUACAAAAGAAUCAAUUAAGUGUGCUCGCUCCGGGACUUUUGACCGGGUUGGAACAAUUGGUUGUGGUGGACCUUUCGAGCAACGAGUUAACGAGUGAGUGGGUGAUUGGUGAAACUUUUCGAGGUUUAGUGCGACUCGUAAUUUUAAGACUGGACAACAACAAGCUGACUCGAAUUGACUCGGUCUUGUUCCGAGACCUGUACAGCUUGCAAGUCCUCUCACUCGAGAACAACAUGAUAUCUACCGUGACUGAGGAUGCGUUCUCCGGAAUGUAUAAUAUUCACACGCUGCUACUUUCACAUAACCAACUCAAAGUCAUUGACACCUUCAUUUGCAACGGGCUCGGAGUUCUCUCCUUCCUGGCGUUGGACAACAAUAAAAUUGAGACCGUUGGGGUGGACAGCUUUAAAAAUUGUUCGAAUGUGAUGGAUCUUAAUUUCUCGGGGAAUAAGUUAACCCAGGUUCCGGAAGCUAUUGGAGCGUUGAAUCUCAUCAAAACGUUGGAUCUGGGAGAGAAUAAGAUUACAGAUAUUUCAAACGCGUCGUUCGCCUCGCUACCAAAUUUGUAUGGGCUGCGUUUAACGGACAAUCUCAUAGGUCACAUACCAAAAGAUGCAUUGUCCAAUUUGCCCUCGCUCAAGAUUGCUAAUUUCGCAAAGAAUAAAAUUUCCUCGAUCGAACAAAAGGCUUUUGAUAACAAUCCAAACCUCCAGGCUCUCCGCGUUGACAAUAAUGCCAUCAAAGGAAUGUUUGGCCUAUUCAAAAAUAUUCCUAACCUCUUGUGGCUAAACAUUUCCGGAAAUAAAUUGGAAGAGCUUGACUACAAAGAAUUUCCCCCACGCAUCCAAUGGGUCGACCUUCGUUCCAAUAUGAUAUCCAAACUUGGAACCUGUCUGGAGAUUGACAAUCUGAGAAUCCGUAACCUCGAUAUCUCACAUAACCUCAUAACUGAGAUCGGUCAAUCCAAUUUACCCGACUCCAUCGAGAACUUAAUCAUGAGCCAUAAUCGUAUCCAUCAAGUGCAACCGUACACCUUCUUCCGCAAGCCGAACAUUACACGCGUUGAUUUAUCAAACAAUAAAUUAGAACGGCUCUCUGAAAAUGCGCUCCGUUUGUCUUCUGGAGCGGAUGGAGGAGUGAAACCGAUCGCGGAGAUAUUGUUGGGGCACAAUCCUCUAAUUUGUGAUUGCACGCUGCCCUGGUUGAGAGACAUGAAUAGUGGAGAGACAUCCGGUCAAUAUCCCAACAUUAUGGAUGUCGAGGAUGUCAAAUGCACUUUACUCUUUGACCGAGGAAAUGAUCCAGUGCCGUUUAUGGAUAUUGCUCCCAGUCAGUACCUCUGCAAAUAUGAGUCACACUGCUUCUCACUCUGCAGCUGCUGCGACUUUGACCAUUGCGACUGUCAGAUGAGCUGUCCUAAAAACUGCAGUUGCUUCCAUGAUGCAGAAUGGAACACCAAUUUGGUAGAUUGUUCCAGGAUGGAGGAAAGUUCCAUCCCUUCGAAAAUUCCCAUCGACGUGACUCAACUACACUUGGAUGGAAACGUGUUCCCCGUUUUGCAGAGCCAUUCAUUCAUCGGGCGAAAGAACAUGGAGGCCUUGUAUCUUAAUUUUUCGCACAUUGAAAAAAUCCAGAACCGAAGUUUUCACGGAUUGAAGGCUCUUCGAGUCCUGCAUUUGGAAAACAACUUUAUCGAGAGGCUGGAUGGGUUUGAGUUUGAUGAUUUGGACGACUUGGAGGAAUUGUACCUUCAUCAAAAUAGCAUAUCAUUCAUUUCAAAUCAGACAUUUGCUUCGAUGGUGGCUCUUAAAUUCUUGACCCUUCACGGGAAUAGCCUCGUGGAUUUGGCCAUUUGGGAAGUUGUGUUGCGCGGAGGAGGAAGGGGAAUUGGUGGUCAUUUAAUUCCGAGCAGUAGUGAUACUCACAUUACUCUGAGGGGGAACGAGUUCUCGUGUGAAUGUCAGUUUGCUACCCAGCUUAAGGACUGGUUGAUGGAAAACUCGGCCAAAAUUAGUGACGCGAAUCAAGUCCAUUGUGUGGAUCAAGUCUCAACUUCGGCAUCUUUAUCACCAUCUAAUAAACAGUCCUCUUUCUCCUCUAAUUCUGCUCUAGUGCCACUUUCACCGAGCAGCUCUGGUAGUGUAAGCAGCAGUGGUGGUGGUAGUUCUUCGAGUGGGAAAAGUGCGACAGAGUUGAUCGUGGUGAGACUACUGGACCAGAGAAAUCACCGGUGUUCUCAGUCCACCGAUUUAAGCAUUCGUGAACCUACUACCCGUUCCGGGGAUGAGUUUGAGUGGUCUGUGUACGUUCCAGUGAUUGUGAUCAGUAUUGGACUACUUUUGCUCGUGUGUCUCGUCUCCAUUGUUUGCUACUACUGGAGAAAGGCUUUGCGAGUGUGGUUUUAUGCAAAUUGCGGCCUUCGGCUUGAGGGAACGUGCAGAGAGCCGCAUGCAGAAGAAAAACUAUUUGAUGCGUUUGUAAGCUACAGUAACAAAGACGAAGCCUGGGUGAGACAAGUCUUUGCGGCCGAGUUGGAGCGCAAUGAUCCACCGUAUAGACUUUGCCUACGUUACCGUGACCUCCCAACCGGUGGCACUUAUCUGGGCGACACCAUCGUUCAAGCUGCAGACGCCUCUAAACGGAGCGUCCUGAUACUUUCUCAUCAUUUCCUAAAAGGAGAAUGGAGCAGGACAGAUGUUAGAAGUGCUCAUCACUCCGUUUUAAAGGAUCGACAUCGUAAAGCGAUCAUCAUCAUCUUGGGAGAUCUCCCCUCCAAAGAUUUAGAUCCAGACAUCCGUCUCUACCUCAAGAACCAUACCUAUCUCAAUUGUGACGACAAAAAGUUUUGGGACAAGCUACGCUACGCUUUACCCGACGUUAAGGUAAAGUCGCCCAUGUUCCGGGGUACCACUGGACGGAGCAGCACUGCCAUGCAUAACCAGCAGAAUGGUGGGGCUGGUCAUCGCGCAAUGCCCCCACAUCCCCCACCUCACUACCAGUAUCCACUUCCCCCACCCCCCACACAGUCGCAGUACCACCAACCAUCCCCCAACCUCACCUCGUCGCAUCAUCACCUUCUCAAUAGUGCAAAUAAUAGUGCGAAUAAUACGCUUCACCACCAACAACAGCAACAAAACAUGUUGAACGCGCUCAACGGUGGGGGUGUCUUUCUCCCCAAUGGGAUGACCAUGAGUGGUGGUGCGGGGGGCAUGAUGGGCAGUCAUCACCACAUGACGCCGAACAUUGUCCCGCUCGUGGCCACAGCCAACGGCGGUGGUGGGAGUGGUUCCGGUUCGCUAAGAAAUAGUCAGCAGAGACAGUAUCAUACCAUUGUGAAUAGUAGUUUAAAUGGUGGGCAUCCCAAUAACAAUCGACACAAUAAUGCCGUGCACAUAUGACACAGGGACAUUUUAGGAUACUCUCCCACUCUAAACCACUACUCGUCACCGGCCCCGGUCUGAUAUUUGUACGUUUAAAAUCUUAUGCUAUUAUUUAUUCAUUCGGAAAUAUAUAUAUGGUAUGGAUUGACUUUAUACAUAUAAUAAUGACCUUUAACUCGCCAAUGAACCGUAAUUCUAAUGUAUUUACCUCGGUGGAGUAAUGAAAAAAAUCUCGUUUUUUACAUUUUUUAUUAAGCCUACUUAUCUCAACAACAUGAUUAAAAUGCAAGUGAUAUUCUCCGGUAUGUUAAAAAAUGAAAACUGUUUAUUGUAAUUACAUUAUGCAUAUUAAAUGUACAGUUAGGAUAAGUAAGAGAUGAUAAUCGUAUUAAAAGUAAUAAAUAAUAAGUCGCAGCAAUUACGUAUUUACAUAUAUAAAAUCUCAACUUGUUUUCUUAACGUAACAUAUUUUUUUGUAUAAGUCUAAUUUUUUUCGAAAUGGUACAAAAUAGAAACCGAUUAUUAUUAUUGUUAUCACUUAAAACUAUACAGACUUGAAGAAGAAAAAUAAUUGACUAUUUACGACAACAGUACUGUUUCCGAUGGUGUCUUAUUCGUGUGAAUAAAACAAUACUGAGAGAUGCGAGAUGCUGAAAUGAACUGAAAA